Messenger RNA from Botrytis porri, 1713 nucleotides. RefSeq lists its product as uncharacterized. Gene Ontology annotation, molecular function: heme binding; steroid hydroxylase activity; oxidoreductase activity, acting on paired donors, with incorporation or reduction of molecular oxygen. Lineage: Eukaryota; Fungi; Ascomycota; Leotiomycetes; Helotiales; Sclerotiniaceae. The record is from RefSeq and is a predicted model, not a curated record. The transcript is spliced from 3 exons. Bases 1 to 1713 code for a protein of 570 amino acids.
AUGAAAAUCCUGGAUAACAUCCAUCUUUAUGGAGGCUGGAAGGCAACAGCCGUGUCUGUCUGCCUUUUGCCCUUCCUGUUGUCUUACAUUGUGACUACAAUUAAGUCUGUCAUUGCUGUGCGCAGUAAAAAGAAUGAUAAAUCGCCCGCUAUUGAUCCAUCAGUGGAUUUUAUAUUUGGGAACCUCAUACCAUUUUCUUUCGACAAUCGUGGAUAUAUGGCACACCUUAUAAAACGUUUCGGUUCCCAUGUGCCUGUUCGAAUUCGAGUCGCCUCCGAUAGCUUUUACUUUGUUUCAGGGCCAGAAUAUAUACUCAAAUUGUUCCGCGGCUCUCGGGAUCUUACUGUCAUUCCUGCCAUGGCGGCUAUUGUGGAACGAAUAUUCGGCGCUCCUCCUGAAGCCAGUGCUGUACUUUUGGAUGACAACACUGGAACCUCACCAAAGCCGCUGCCUGAUAGCAACCCUUUGCCCGCAGACCAACGUUAUCACCAUAUCUCACAUCAAGCAUAUACUGAUAACCUCACAGGUGUGAAAUUGGCAGAAGUCGUAACUCGGUUCCUGACGAAUCUUAGCACAGAACUGGAUAAAAUUGACAUGGGAACAAACGAAUGGCUGGAAAUACCGGAUCUGUACUCUUUUGUGCAGAAUGCAGUAUUCAAUGCUAACACCCUUGCACUUUGUGGGUCUCACAUAUUUGAGAUUAAUCCUACAUUUACUGAGGACUUUUGGAACUUUGAUUCUCAGGUUGGAGGACCACUUAAGGGUAUUUCAAGAUUUUUCAUCCCUGGCGCAUAUAGGAUAAGAGACAAAAUGGUCAAGAGUAUCCUUGAAUGGCAUCGAUCAGCAGAAACAUAUGUCAAUCAUAAUGAUAAGGAACUUGAUAAGAAGUCAUGGGAACCAUAUUAUGGCUCAAGGCUUUUCCGAGACCGAGCACGCCAUCUUUCUAAGAUUAAUGGCUUCGGUGAUCAAGCUCGUGCGGCUAAUGAUCUUGGCCUGAUAUGGGGUGCAAAUUCCAAUAGUGUUCCAGCGAUCGCUUGGUGUAUCCUGGAUAUUAUUUGUCGUCCGGAUCUUCUUUCACAAGUCCACGCUGAACUUGCUUCCAUCACGAAACUAAAUCCAACUGCAAAUCUCGACCAACAAAUGCCUGAUCUUCUAUCUAACCUCCUCCUUCAAUCAAUUUAUUGCGAGGAGCUGAGAUUGCGAAACGCCGCGGCCCUUCAACGCAGUACUGUCUCCUCCGACUUCAAGCUAGGUCCAUGGAAAUUUCCUAAAGAGGCCAUGAUUCUAGCAAGUAUCUGGUUCGCGGGUCAUGACAAGAAUGUCUGGAACGAAGGCGCAAACGGAGAGCAUGAUGUUGAUAGCUUUUGGCCCCAACGUUUCAUUCUUUACCCCAAUAAUUCAUACAGCGGCCCAAGAAAAUCAGAUUCGGGUAAACAUCCAUCUAAGAAGAUCACAAAACCUAAACUCGCAACGGACACGGUCAGCGGCUCCUGGAUCCCUUAUGGUGGUGGUCAGCAAAUAUGUCCAGGUCGAUUUUAUGCAAAGCAAGAAUCUAUCGGGAGUAUAGCGAUGUUUUUGUCCAAAUUUGAUAUUGAGUUGACUGGUGAUAAAAAUCCUGAACCAGACUUCAAGUACUUCUCACUGGGGGUUUUACCACCCAAAGGUAGUUUCCCGGCGAGAUUGCGAAGAAGGUCUGCGAAGGUUUCUGGGUAG